UAUUGAUUUGAGUAAUUCGGCUUAUUUGAACAAAAAGACUAAAUUAUUUAUAUUUAAAAUGAAUGAGGUUUAACGGCGGCUCAUUUUCCCAAUCACUAUUUGUUAUAUAUAGAUCUAAACAAAUAAUUCAUUCGGAAAGAAGAACAAACACACGCAGAACGGCAUUCCGCGAUAGCCAACUCACGCGAUCGGAGGCAAUUAAAGAAAAGUUAAUCGUGAUAAAUGUUAACGUGAACUAAACAUGAAUAAGCAUAACCAUGUCUGUGGAAGUAAAUGAAAGAAUGGCUAAACUAUGGAUAUUAAGGAAUAAAAUAUUUCGAACACAAGAGUUUUAAUCAGCAGUAGGGCGUUUAUAGAGUCGGUAUGGGGUCGGACCGGAGGCCGCGUGUUCUGGCAGCCGGCGGGCUGUGCUGGAACUCGUUGGGGUCGCUGCUCUCGCUGCUCGCCCUCGGGCUUCCGUCCUGGGUCGCCUUUCACAAGACGUUCGAUACUGUCGCCAUAGGUGUGUCUAGUGUGGUUAACACGUCCAGCCUCACCAUUGACUACAGCUACGGUCUCUGGCGCUAUUGCAGUAAAACCUCCACAAACACAAUCCUUUCGGACACCUGCGCCGAUGUCGCCACGUCUACCGAUGGUGAGCAGACGACAGUAUGUCUGCUGGUUCUGUCCAUCAUCCUGCAGGUGAACGCCGCCAUCAACACGACCUUCUUCUUUUCGCUCUUCCGUGGGGCGAACAUCUGCCUCUACGUCGCGAGCGUCUCCUAUCUCGGCGCCGAGAUUCUCAGCCUUAUUGGAUUAGUAGUAUUUGGCACUGGCGGCCACUCGCGGGUCAUCAAUGAACACGCAACUCUGGAUUUCAACGCUGGCAACCUUCGCGUCUCGUUUUGGCUCGUGCUCGUAUGCUGUGUCUGUGUCAUUGCGGCGCUUGUCCUCACCAUUCUUGCAAUCUUCUACCAACGUAGAAUCAGUAGCGUUUAUGGUUCCAAAGAUAACCUCCUUGACGUUUCCACUCCAGAACAAUCGGUAGAAAAACAAAUGCUCAAGGAAGAUGAAUUCGAUACAGAUACAAAGUCUGCUAGCGAAUUGCAUUUCACUGAAAAAGGUGUGCGGACGUUGUACUUGGAGCAUGGAAGUGAUUCCGAAGAUGAAAUUGGGAAUGUUAUAUUUUCAAAGGCCCCCGUGUCUCAUGAUUUCCUUUCGGAUGUUAAUGGUCUCGACGAACAAAAGUUUGGUCUUAAAGAUAAAUUAAGAUGGCGAGACGGAGCAAGUCCGUCAGAAGAACAAGACACUGAAGUUGAUGACAAGGACAAAGGAAUAAGCGCCGAUAUGUCUGUGGAAGUCAAAGACUCUAAGCAUGAACAAAGUGAUAUUGAACCUAAGAGUAAGAUUGAGGAGAGCGAUCAUAAAGAGCGUACUGACGAACCUGGAUAUGUGAAUAUAGAAGAACUAACUAAACGAAUCGAAGCAAACGAGGCUUAUAUGAACGAAGUUGGCAAAAUAAUGCAAGAAAUUGACGAUCAAGGGGAGGAAGAAUCUGACGAGGAAGUUCCAGAGGAAGAUAUGAUAUUUGCUACCAUGGAAGACAAAGAAUCGCCAGCUGCUAAACCUAGGCGUAGCCAACAGUUGGGUGCAAAACCGAAGGUUAAAUUCCAUGACCUUACUCCAGUUGAGAGCUCACCUUCCUCUUCUAUGUUAGAGAAGUUGGACAGAAUUGAACCCAUCAUAGUUGAACCAAGAACCAGUACUCAGAUGGAAGACUACCCAGUUCAUUUAGACGCUGAUUACGAAAGUGAAGGUGAAGUGAUGUUAGUGACUUCCCGGACAAAUAAACUAGAUGAUGAUAAUGUACCUCCACCAGCGUUUUACCAUUUGGCAAAUGAAAUGGAUGAAAGUGCCCCAAAGAUUAAGAAAUUAAAAACAAAGAAAGCAUUUGGAGCUGAGGGUGCGCGACCAAAAACUUUUAAACCAAAAUCCAGAUCAAUAAAGAAGAAAAAGCUUAAGGUCACAAAGGAGCGGAAAAGGAUGUUAGAGGCAAGAGAAGACAAGUUCAAGGCAGUAGAGGAGAUUUAUGGUGUUCCUCAGGUUAUUAUAGGGACGUACGGGUCCCAUCCUGCACCCAGGUCUCUUUACCAUAAGAAAGAACCGCCAGAGGCUGUGAAAAAGUCUGCUAAACGAUUCAUGGACACUUUUAAAGCUUACAGAACUCUAAGAAAGAAAAUAGAUGAAGAAAAGCAAGAGGAAGCCAACAAAGACAAAUAGGUGACUUCCACAAACUAUAUUCUCACGGAAAUUCAAGUUAUGAAACGUGGACUCAUUUCUGGACUCAUUUCUUGAAGCUCUUCAAUAUCAUCAUCUUGUAAAUAUCAAACAAAAAACACAUUAAAUAAGUGUUAAAAGUGCAGUAUAAAUAUUAAAUGUACGCAUUAAUCUUAUCAACCUCUUGGAUACACAUAAAUUGUCCAGCUAUAUGAUGCUGGUCCUUAUAAGAUCACAUAAAUCAUCACUAAGCUGACAAAUAAAACUAUUACAUGUGUUAAAACCUAAAACAUGCUCAAAUUAGUUUUGAAAAAGUCAAGUUAUAUGUUAUAAAAUAUUUAAGAUACAUCAAUACAGAAUAAAACAUUAAAGCUA
Molecule: messenger RNA, 2631 nt
Organism: Mya arenaria
Lineage: Eukaryota; Metazoa; Mollusca; Bivalvia; Myida; Myidae
Exons: 3
Coding region: 364-2259 (631 amino acids)
Source: RefSeq, a predicted model, not a curated record